Pisolithus orientalis is the source of this 773-nucleotide messenger RNA. RefSeq lists its product as uncharacterized. The transcript is spliced from 4 exons. Gene Ontology annotation, biological process: lipid metabolic process. The record is from RefSeq and is a predicted model, not a curated record. Lineage: Eukaryota; Fungi; Basidiomycota; Agaricomycetes; Boletales; Pisolithaceae. The annotation marks the transcript as partial.
ACAUACCCGUGAUCAUCAGGCCGAAGCCCUACAGUGAGAUAAGCCUAUUGAAACUUCGAAUUCAUUCGAUUCUGUCUUGUAUUCAUCGCAUUGGCCCCAUGGCUCACAAUGAACCAAGUGAUGGACCAAGUUCUUUGGAAAAUCGCAGUACGCCGACCACAGGACGACCCUGGCCCACAAUUUAGUUUUAUACACCAGGUACGCAUCGGCUGCGUAUCAACCCAUGUGUCCUCGUCCGAUGGGCAAUACACUCGUUGGGCAGGUAUGUACCCUGUUUCCGCGUAUACAUGCGAUGAAUGUCCUUCCUUCUGUCUCAGUUUACAAGCGUUGUUACAACAACUCGCGGUUUCGUAGCGAGAGACGACAAACGCAAGGAGAUCGUUGUCGCUUUCAGAGGCAGUAAAGAUGUUAUUAGCAUUCUCAUUGGUGCAAAAAAAAUGGUUCCAGUCAUGUUGCACUGGCUUAUCUUGUGAUGCCGCAGAUGGGUCCGUGAUACUUACCCCACUUCAAGGUACUGGCUUGCCGCCUUCACAUGUGCAAUCCACGUCGUCAAAGCAUCCGAAGCGACCUCACGUCCACACGGGAUUCCUUAUUGCGUACCAAAGCAUCGCCCAAGUCCUGCUCGAUAUCGUAGGAUUGCAGAUCAAUAUGUACCCCAUGUACGCGGUGGUUAUGACUGGUCAUUCAUUGGGAGGGGCAGUCGCAAGUAUAGCGUCGAUCGCAAUCCGAAAUACAUACCCAGCGGCGACCGCGAGGUUGUACACCAUUGGUCA